Molecule: messenger RNA, 2428 nt
Organism: Pygoscelis adeliae (Adelie penguin)
Lineage: Eukaryota; Metazoa; Chordata; Aves; Sphenisciformes; Spheniscidae
Gene: FKBP5
Product: FK506 binding protein 5
Exons: 12
Coding region: 973-2184 (403 amino acids)
Molecular function (GO): peptidyl-prolyl cis-trans isomerase activity; protein binding
Source: RefSeq, a predicted model, not a curated record
AGGUGCUUUGCUCCCCAAAAUGGGCAGCGGGUGGGUUAUCUGGGUACUAGGGGGAAGGAUGGAUUUGGUCCCCCCUGGAGGGGGGAGCAUCCCGUGCAAGUCAUGUGCCCGGGGCCAUCGAUUUACACCCGGGGCCAUCGAUUGGUGCUGUCACACGUGGAAGAAAACCGGGAGAAAACCCAUUUCCUCCUCUCUUCUCUUCAGGGCGCUUGAGAAAUUCACUGAUGUGGCUUUAGAUGUGAAGCCAAGGCGGAGGGACGCCUCUCCUCCCCGCGCUCUCAAGGCAGUUUAACGCCGGUUAUUUUUAGCAGAAGACAAGGAUGAAUAAAAAUAUCCCCUAUUUUAUUUUAAUUUUUUUUUUCUUUUUCAGGAACCGCCGCUCUCACAUCACAGGAGGUGCUCGGGGGCCGGCAUGAGGAAGGACAUCACCGGUGAAGGGGGGUGUCCGGCCUUUGCUCCUCGGUUCCGGUGGGGGACAAGGCUUUCCCCCGGACCCCCCCUCCUUUCGGGGCCGGGUGACGGCCGUGCGGCAGGCGCAGGGCUGGGGGAGGCCAUGUGUGGUGGAGGGGGAGGGGGAACAAGCAGUGCCCCUGGCAGCCGCCCCGAAGCCGGCCGGGAUUAUUUAUGGAGCAGAUUUCCUCCAGAAUUCCAAUGGGUGCCAUCAGUGUCUAAAUUACAGCUGGAAAAAUUGAACUCGGCAUCAAAGAGCAGACCUGCGAGCAAGCAUCCGUGAAGGCAACGCUGCCGUAAGCCUGGCCCGGGGGAGUUUGCUGGCUCAACCUGUGGGAAUCGGGGGGGCGCAGGUUGGGAGCAGCGGGCGCCAGCUCCAACACAAGCCCGGUACUUGUGUGAAAUCCCCACCGUGUCUGGGUGGGCACCUCCCAGGGACGCCCCCCUCCCCCCCCCCCCAGGACCUUCAACCUUCUCCAGCGAUCGCGUGGUGGCAAGGUCCGGGGCUUAUGCAAGGAGACCAUGACCACUGAUGAGGCCACCAAGAGCGAAGGGGAGGUGCAGGCGGCGACUCUCGCCGAGCGCGGGGAGGACAUCACGCCGGCUCGAGACCGGGGGGUCCUGAAGAUCAUUAAACGACCCGGGAGCAAAGACGAGUCCCCCAUGAUCGGGGACAAGGUUUACGUCCACUACAAAGGCAAACUGGCCAGCGGUAAAAAAUUCGACUCCAGCCGCGAUCGGAACGAGCCCUUUGUUGAGCUGCUUGACUUCAAAGGCGAGGACUUGUUUGAGGAUGGAGGGAUAAUCCGGAGGAUCAAGAGGAAGGGAGAAGGUUACUCCAACCCUAACGAAGGUGCUACGGUGGAAAUUCACCUGGAGGGAUUCUGCGGCGGCACCAGGUUCGAUUGCAAAGACGUGAAGUUCGUGGUGGGCGAAGGGGAGGACCACGACAUCCCCAUUGGCAUCGACAAAGCCCUGGAGAAGAUGCAGAGGGGAGAGCACUGCGUCCUCUACCUCGGGCCGCGGUACGGCUUUGGCGAGGCGGGGAAGCCAAAAUACGGCAUCCAGGCGAACGCGGAGCUGGUGUACGAGGUUACGCUGAAAAGCUUUGAAAAGGCUAAGGAGUCGUGGGAGAUGGACACCAAAGAGAAGCUGGAGCAGGCUGCCGUCGUCAAGGAGAAAGGCACGAUGUACUUCAAGGAAGGCAAAUACCUGCAGGCGGUGAUUCAGUACGGGAAGAUCGUGUCCUGGCUGGAAAUGGAGUACGGCUUGUCUGAGAAAGAGUCGAAAGCCUCCGACUCCUUCCCCUCCUGGCUCUUCCUCAACCUGGCCAUGUGCUACCUGAAGCUGCGAGAGUACGCCAAAGCCGUCGAGUGCUGCGAUAAGGCGCUAGGACUGGACCAGGACAACGAGAAGGGCUUGUACCGGAGGGGUGAAGCCAGGUUAUUAAUGAACGAGUUCGAGCUGGCAAAAUGUGACUUUCAAAAAGUGCUGGAAGUGAAUCCACAGAACAAAGCAGCGAAAUCCCAGAUCUCCGUCUGCCAGAAGAAAACGAAGGAGCACAACGAGCGGGACCGGAGGAUCUACGCCAACAUGUUUGCGAAGUUUGCGGAGAGGGAUGCAAAGGAAGCAGCUAGCAAAACCGGGACCGAAAAAGCAGUGGAGAAAGCAGCUUGUGAAAAGGGACCGAAAGCUCCCGGUCCUGAAGAAGAAGAGGCCGAAGGACACGUAUGAUGGAGGAGGAGGGGAAGGGAGAGCCUCCUGCCCUUGGCCCAUGCAGAAAAAGGUUGCUGCCAGACCUUGGGACUCGCCAGUGUUUUUUUUGUAAAGCUUGUUACAGUUUGUGUGAUCGUGGAAGCAAAAAGCGCCUCGCAAAGAAAAACGAACCCCGUCCCACCGCCCUGGGUGCGCUCGGGGGCAGAGCGGGAGCGGCGGGACGCCGUGGGACCACCGCACGUGGAACAAAUAGCUUUUAAAC